CAGGCGGAUGGCGACCAAGAAUUGCUCGAGCCCCAUGCCCGUGGGCGCGGCUCAGGGCGAUCCCGGGGAGGCGGGCCCGCGGCUGGGCCCCGAGGCCGCCGGCCCCGCCGCCCAGCUGAAGGCCAAGCCCAAGAAGGUGCGGAAGAUCAAGGCCCUCGUCAUCGACCUGGGCUCCCAGUACUGCAAGUGCGGCUACGCGGGCGAGCCCCGGCCCACCUACUUCAUCUCCUCCACGGUGGGCAAGCGCUCCGGCCGGGCGGCCAACGCGGGCGACACCCGCAAGGAGACCUUCGUGGGCCACGAGCUGCUGGGCCCCGAGACGCCCCUGCGGCUCACCAACCCGCUCAAGUACGGCGCGGUGGUGGACUGGGACUGCGUGCAGAGCAUCUGGGAGUACGCCUUCCACACGGCCAUGAAGGUGGCGCCCGAGGAGCACGCCGUGCUGGUGUCCGACCCGCCGCUCAGCCCCAGCGGCGACCGGGAGAAGUACGCCGAGCUGCUGUUCGAGACCUUCGGCAUCCCGGCCAUGCACGUGGCGUCCCAGGCCCUGCUGUCCAUCUACUCGUACGGCAGGACCACCGGGCUGGUGGUGGAGAGCGGGCACGGCGUCUCGCACGCGGUGCCCAUCUCCGAGGGCGACGUGCUGCCCGCGCUGAGCGGCCGCGCCGACUACGCCGGGGGCGACCUCACCAGCUACCUGCUCCAGCUGCUCAACGAGGCCGGCCACGGCUUCACGGACGAGCACCUGCACAUCGUGGAGCACAUCAAGAAGAAGUGCUGCUACGCGGCCGCCCUGCCCGGCCAGGAGGCCCGGCCGCCCGCCGACGGCCCGCGCGUGGAGUACGAGCUGCCGGACGGCAAGGCCAUCAGCGUGGGGCCCGAGCGCUUCCAGUGCGCCGAGAUGCUCUUCAAGCCCGGCCUGGCGGGCAGCGAGGCCCCCGGCCUGCCCGCGCUCGCCGCCGCCUGCCUGGCCCGCUGCCGGGAGGCGGGCUUCGAGGAGGAGAUGGCCGCCAACGUGCUGCUGUGCGGCGGCUGCACCAUGCUCCGCGGCUUCCCCGAGCGCUUCCAGAGGGAGCUGGGCCUCCUGUGCCCCGGGGACGGGCCCGCGGUGGCCGCCGCGCCCGAGCGGAAGACGUCCGUGUGGACGGGAGGCUCCAUCCUGGCGUCUCUGCAGGCCUUCCAGCAGCUCUGGGUCAGCAGGGAGGAGUUCGUGGAGCGGGGCGGUGCGGCCAUCUACAGCAAGUGCUGAGCGGCCGCCGGCCGGGCCCUGCGGGCGGGUGACC
Molecule: messenger RNA, 1283 nt
Organism: Erinaceus europaeus (western European hedgehog)
Lineage: Eukaryota; Metazoa; Chordata; Mammalia; Eulipotyphla; Erinaceidae
Gene: ACTL7B
Product: actin like 7B
Exons: 1
Coding region: 8-1249 (413 amino acids)
Cellular component (GO): nucleus; cytoplasm
Source: RefSeq, a predicted model, not a curated record